AUGCCAGAUCCUACUCUCCUCAAAGCUGCCGGAUACGGCUCCCUUCUUGUUGCCAUAAAGCAUGCGGCUUCCGGGAAACAAUUCCAGCGUCUCCGCCAAUUUCAGGAACUGCCAAAUAUCGCAUACACAUGCAGUACAGUUGGAUGGUAUCAAGGCAGUGCCUACUUGGUUCUAACUGCUCUCCUUAAUCUCCAUUGGGCACAAAACCCCAAAGCUUUGGAAGAACCACUAAACCGUGCCAUGGCUGCCCUGAUUACCCUCAUUGCCUGGUCCAGCUCUGCUUGGUAUCUUCGCCGAGGAGUAAAGGCGAGUGGAAUUCUCACGGCGACUGCUGGUUUAUUCCAGGCCUGGGCAGCCCUACACUGA
Messenger RNA from Penicillium samsonianum, 366 nucleotides. RefSeq lists its product as uncharacterized. NCBI's taxonomy places the organism in Eukaryota, Fungi, Ascomycota, Eurotiomycetes, Eurotiales, Aspergillaceae. The coding region runs from base 1 to 366 and encodes 121 amino acids. The transcript has 3 exons. The record is from RefSeq and is a predicted model, not a curated record.